AUGCUCAAUAGCGAUUACCUCCGAAGACAUGACGAGGUGGUUAAAUGUGUCCAUCUUCAUAUUUGUCAAAUGUAUGGAAUAAAAAAGAACAGGAAAUUAAAGACUCAUUCAGUUCAGUCGAUAUUGUCAACUCAAAAUGUAGAAAUUAGAGUUGAAACGUCAAUUAUAACAGAAAAUAAAGUCAACUUCAAUAAACCGGAUAUCUUUGUUUAUGACAAAAUUAAAAAGGAAAUAACCUUAAUCGAGGUGGGCAUAACAUCUCAGGACCGCUUAAAACAAGUGGAAGUUGAAAAACUUCACAAAUAUGAUUUCCUUGCAAAUGAACUGUCACUACUUACGAAUGCCAAGUUAAAAUUAUUCCCGUGUUUCUGA
Molecule: messenger RNA, 372 nt
Organism: Octopus sinensis (East Asian common octopus)
Lineage: Eukaryota; Metazoa; Mollusca; Cephalopoda; Octopoda; Octopodidae
Exons: 1
Coding region: 1-372 (123 amino acids)
Source: RefSeq, a predicted model, not a curated record